AUGCCUCUGCGCUGGCUGAGCCGGGAGCGCUACGAGGCGGCAAUCCAGCGGUCGGCCAAGAAGACAUGGGCAGAGAUCCGGCAGCAGCGGUGGUCCUGGGCUGGGGCACUGCACCACGGCUCCCCUGCGCACAAGGAUGGUGCGAGCCGGUGCUCGGUGUCCGCCGUAAACCUCCCCAAACACGUCGACUCUAUAAUCAACAAGCGGCUCUCCAAAUCCUCUGCCACCCUCUGGAACUCUCCCAGUAGAAACCGGAGCUUGCAGCUGAGCCCGUGGGAGAGCAGCAUCGUGGACCGCCUGAUGACGCCCACCCUGUCCUUCCUCGCGCGCAGCCGGAGCGCCGUGACGCUGGCUGGGAACGGCAAGGAGCAGGCCCGGUCCGGCAUCCCCGGCCCGGCCGUCGGCUCCCCCCACAAGCCGCCCCUGCCCCGCAGCGCCCACUCCUCUCCCAAGGUGCGGGCCAGGGCCCGGGAGGAGCGGGGAGAGCAGGAGGGCCAGGCGAAGGCACGUGAGAGGAAGGAGGAGGAGCGGGGCCCAGCCCCCCCAGCCCUCCCUGAGCCCCCCAAGAGGGAAGAGGCCGAGGCAAGGGCGCGUGAAGAGGCUGAGCGGCAGCAGCUGGAGCGGGAGAAGCAUUUCCAGCGUGAGGAGCAGGAGCGGCUGGAGAGGAAGAAGCGCCUGGAGGAGAUCAUGAAGAGGACACGCAAAUCAGAUGCAGCAGAUGCCAAGAAGAAGGAGGACAAGAAGGUGGUGAAUGGGAAAGCAGCUGAGCAGGAGGAGGUCCCAGGUAUGAGGCUCCUUCCCACACCCUGCUGCACCUCCGGGGUGCCCAGGGUCUACAGAGCCGUGACCCUGUCCUGCUCCCCUGCCCUGGCCAUGCUCCUGCCCGGGGCCAUGGCUGAGCGGGGGCUCUGCUGA
Messenger RNA from Charadrius vociferus (killdeer), 915 nucleotides. RefSeq names its product MAP7 domain containing 1 (gene MAP7D1). Gene Ontology annotation, biological process: microtubule cytoskeleton organization. The transcript is spliced from 8 exons. The record is from RefSeq and is a predicted model, not a curated record. Gene Ontology annotation, cellular component: microtubule cytoskeleton. Bases 1 to 915 code for a protein of 304 amino acids. NCBI's taxonomy places the organism in Eukaryota, Metazoa, Chordata, Aves, Charadriiformes, Charadriidae.